GGGAGUCAUUAAAAGAGUCAAGUCUCAAGAGUGACUAAAUUAAAGGCAUCAAUUUAGAAACCAGACGUUUAGGCAUCAAAGUAUGUAGGACCUGCCUCCAUGUUCUCCCUUCAACCUUCAUAUAUUUCAAAACCCAUAUCCUUCUCCUCGUCGUCCUCUUCUUCCUUUUCAUGAUUUCCCAGAAAAUUAUUUUCAGAGUAUUCAGUUUUCCAUAUUAAUUAUGUCAUGUACAAGAAAAACCCUUCACGACCAUCCUUUUAAUUUAUGGAAGUUCCUACUCUCUCCCACAAUCAAAGCCAUAGAUGUCUUCUCUCUCACCAUUAAAUUCACUCUGGCUCUUUGCUCCGUCGCUUCCAUCUCUCUCAUCCUCUACUUUGCUUUCUCAAAUUACUCCCAUUUCCCCCAACCCCAUAUUAACACAGUCACCAACUUUAACCAAAACGGCAGCGUCUCAAUCGAAGGUCGCGAACAGACAACUAUAUCCCACAUUUUGUUUGGCAUCGGAGGCUCGGUGAAGUCAUGGAACAAACGGCGAUACUACAGCCAGCUGUGGUGGAAGCCUAACGUCACCCGCGGCUUCGUCUGGCUGGACAAAAAACCCUCUUCCAACAUGACGUGGCCAGAGACGGUCCCGCCGUACAAAGUCUCCGAGGACACGUCACGGUUCAAAUACUCCUGCUGGUAUGGUUCCCGGUCCGCGGUUCGCAUAGCGAGAAUCGUGAAAGAGAGCUUCGAGUUGGGGUUGCCAAACGUGAGAUGGUUCGUUAUGGGAGAUGAUGAUACGGUGUUUUUCACUGACAACUUAGUUUCGGUGUUAGUGAAAUACGAUCACAAUCAGAUGUACUAUAUUGGCGGAAACUCGGAGAGCGUGGAACAAGAUGUGACACACUCGUACACUAUGGCCUACGGCGGUGGCGGGUUUGCUAUUAGUUACCCAUUGGCUGCUGAGCUUGUUAAGAUCUUAGAUGGGUGCAUCGAUCGGUAUGAUAAAUUCUACGGCUCAGAUCAAAGGAUUCAGGCUUGUUUGAGUGAGAUCGGAGUGCCCGUAACAAAAGAACUUGGGUUCCACCAGCUUGAUAUACGUAGAAGCGCGUACGGUUUGCUAGCCGCGCACCCGGUGGCCCCACUAGUGUCACUCCACCAUUUGGACUAUUUAGAGUCAAUAUUUCCAAACCUAACUCGGAUUGACUCGGUGAAAAAGUUGGCCAGUGGGUAUGAAGUGGAUCCGGGUCGGAUCCUGCAGCAUAGUUUUUGUUAUGACUUGAAUCGUAAUUGGUCUGUUUCGGUGUCUUGGGGUUACACUAUGCGGUUGUAUCCGUUUCUAGUGACUGCUAAAAAGUUAGAAACGGCGGUAGAGACGUUUCAGACGUGGAGGAGUUGGGACGCUGGCCCGUUCACAUUUAAUACCCAACCCGUCAGUUCAGACAUGUGUGAGAGACCCAUUAUUUUUAUGUUGGAUCGGGUUGAGAGUGUUGGUGGGGGUAAGACCUUGACUGGUUACAAGAGGUACGAUAUGGGAAAAGAGGAAAAAGAUUGUCCUAAAUAUAACUACACUAGUGCUUUGGCAGUUCAAUUUUUCAACGUCUCAGCUCCCAAAUUCAACCCCGACUUGUGGAAUAAGGCACCACGUAGACAAUGCUGCGAGAUCAUCAAUGGCACAGAUGGAGCUGACAACGUUGUACAUGUCCAAAUUAGAGGCUGCAAGCGCUUUGAGAGUGUCUCUCCUCAGUAGAAAAAUAGAGCAUCUAAGAACAAUCGAUCUUCAAAGUGGCAAGCUCUGAUUGGAGUCAAUACGUACUAAUUUUGGAGGGUUCCAACAACAAAAACAGAAGCAUGCAUGUAUCAAUUACUAAAUAUAUAUGGAUAAGAUGAUCAAACUAUGUUAAAAGCCAUAGCUAUGUAUUCCCAAUCCUCACAUAAUUAUUUUGUAGUGUUUAAAUAAAUUAUAGAAUUAUAUGGUUUGAAGUUUGAGCUGGCCAGUUCAAUUUGGAUUUGCUUUUUUGGGGCUUCGGCCUAUUGGCCCUCCAUUGUGCCAAAGAAGAAAACCUCAUCCAAUGUGAACCAAGAUCCAUCAAGCAACAAAUGAAGAUGAGGAGAUUUCUGCAACAAAUGUGAACCAAGAUCCAUCAAGCAACAAAUGAAGAUGAGGA
Prunus avium (sweet cherry) is the source of this 2150-nucleotide messenger RNA. RefSeq names its product glycosyltransferase (DUF604). The record is from RefSeq and is a predicted model, not a curated record. NCBI's taxonomy places the organism in Eukaryota, Viridiplantae, Streptophyta, Magnoliopsida, Rosales, Rosaceae.